UGAUAAAAUUGCGUCGAUUGAAAAUGAUAAAUUGUCUAUACGAUCUAGAAUUGUCGAAAUGACUGACUUGUACAAUCAACGCGAUAUGGAGAUGAAGAAGUAUCAAGUAUUUAAGGAAGAAAAACGUUUGGAAGCCGAAGAAAAAGCUAUAUACAAUGCCAAUGCAAUUAUAAUUCAAGCUUGGUGGAGAGGUGUAAUGGUUCGUCGAAAGUUGGGUCCAUAUAAACCAAAAAAAUCAAGAGGGAGAGGUAAAAAGCAGAAGAAAUAAUAACAGAUUUUGG
Molecule: messenger RNA, 281 nt
Organism: Nicrophorus vespilloides
Lineage: Eukaryota; Metazoa; Arthropoda; Insecta; Coleoptera; Silphidae
Product: IQ domain-containing protein G-like
Exons: 2
Coding region: 59-268 (69 amino acids)
Biological process (GO): cilium organization
Cellular component (GO): motile cilium; cytoplasm
Molecular function (GO): protein binding
Source: RefSeq, a predicted model, not a curated record